CAAAUGGCACAUACGUUGUCUCUAAAAUGAGUCAGGCGCGGUAGUUUCUUAUUGCACAAUGCUGUUUAUUUCUUAAUCGCCAGCGUGAAUGAGAAUUAAUUACGAUGAUCUCUUAGGAUUUCACGGGCUGGACAAGCGAUAGUGCUGGGGGCAUGACCUCUUGAGUACUAUUAGAACUGAAUAUUGCGAUACAAUUUUGCCGCUACGUUCACAUUUGUGAAAAUUUCAAUCCACAUAAAAGACUUGACAUCUUACUCGUAUCUCAGGCUGUAAUCUCUCCCGUAUCUGACCCCUCAAAAUAUCGGUGAUCGACUGUGGAAAAUGUUCCUCGUCGAGGAGACAAUGAAUCGUUCAAAUCGUUUAAUGAGUGGGAGGCACUCAACUUUGCUCGCCAUUCGAGUUUUAGACUGCCUGCCGUCGAUAGAGCUUUAAAUGCUGCGAAAAGCUGUAAAUUCGUUUUUACCUAACUUCUUCUCGAUCUUUGAUUCUACUUUUGAUCUUGAUACAAGCAAUCAGAAAGUUUUCUUGAAACUCAUUUCCGACGCUUGUCAUUUACAAAAAUUGAUAUAGUUUACUAGAGUUUGAUCCACAUUUCUUCUCAUCAACUUAUUUCUGCCUUCGGCGUUCGAUGACAAGUGUAUUAUUGUGAUUGGGUUUUUUUUCAUUGGUCUUCGGCUCCAAGAUUUUACUGAUGUGAAAGUUUUUUGUUCUUACUUGCUGGGUCGGUUUACACAAAAUUUGAAAAUCGUGGAAAUUCCUUUUUGAUUAUUCCUUGUCUUAGCGUUUAGGAUAAAAAAGUGAAAAAAAUGAAGUUGUGAUGUUGUGGCUACCCUGAGACUAGUUUUACAGCUGAGAAUGUGCGAUAAUUCCUGUAUGAUCCCUUCCACGUCCGGUUUCUCUUCUCUUCCAUGUGUCCUCACGUGGUGUGACUGAUCGGUUUUUUUUCAAUCUACGAUUAAAGAGAAACAAAAAUGGCAAAAAAUGAAGAUGAACCUCCUACUGGAGGCUUCCUACGUCCGUUUCUCAUCAUGACCGCCCUUGCACCGAUUCAGCUCGUAGUGGGUAGUGUGUUGGGCCAGUCAGCUGGUAUGAUACCUCAGUUGAUGCAAGAGGAUAGCGUUAUUAAGAUCGACAUAGAUGUGGCAACGUGGAUAGCAAGUAUGUCAACCGUGGGAACAUUUGUGGCGGCAAGCUCGAGUGGAUUUUUUGCGGACAAAUUCGGCCGCAUUCGGAUGGUCCAAGUAGCAUACUUCUUCCUUGCUAUCGGCUACGGAAUCAUUGGCGCGGCUAACACUUUCUUCUUGCUCAUUUUCGGCCGAUUCCUGAUCGGUUUUGGCGUCGGUUGUAGUUUCCCAGCCUCGGUGUACAUCUCAGAGAUAGCGCCACCAGCGUAUCGAGGCCUCCUCCUUACCACCAACCCCGCUAUCGCCUCCCUCGGCCUUGUUUACAUGUAUGUACUUGGCGGCUACUACCCCUGGAACAUCGCCUCCUUGGCAACUGGUCUCAUGUCCAUCCUAGGGCUCAUCAUCGCCUUCUUCUUCUACGACUCUCCCGUCUGGCUCUUGCGGAAAAACCGCAUUGAAGACGCCCGGAAAAGCCUGAGUCGAAUCGAAGGCCCGACCAACGUAGACGUCAAACUGAAACAGCUCCAAGAAAUCGUCGACAGUCAUCCUGUAAGCAAGUUCAGCCCCCACGUCUUUAUCGAGCCCACAGUUUGGAAGCCCUACGUCAUAACGAUUAUCCUCUCCAUCCUCCAAAACACAGCCGGGUUUUAUAUCGUCGUUUCGUAUACUGUUAACUUCAUGCGCGAGUUCCACUCAACUUACGACCCCCUGCAGAUCAUGGUCGCCAUCGGGUUAGUGCGACUCGUGGCGAUAUGUCUCUCGAGCGCCAUCUUGCGGCACGUCGGGCGGAAAACGAUAGGCGCGUUCUCUGGCUUCGCGGCGGCGGCCUGCUUGUUGCCUAUCUACGGGUGCUUGGUGGCGCCCCACGCGGCGGUGCUGCGAACUUACCCUUGGAUCCCGAUAGCGCUGUUCCUUGGUUAUAUAUUCACCAUGACGCUAGGGAUAUUCGCGCUGCCUUGGACGAUGCCUUACGAGAUGUUCCCGAUCAAGGUGCGGGGUUUUAUGUGUGGGGUGAGUUUCUGCUCAAUGUACGCGUUGAUCUUCGUGGCGGUCAAGCUCUAUAAUUUCCUCCUCGAGAAUCUGCAGCUGCCUGGGAUGAUCCUCAUGUUCGCGGUGGGGUCGCUGUUGUUCGGUGUGUUUUCGGCGACGGUGCUUGUUGAGACCCACAAGAAAACUUUGGACGAGAUCGAGGAGGUGUUUCUGGGUCGACGGUCAAAGAAAAUUCAGAAAACGACAAGCGAUUCUUGAAGAAUUUUAUUACAACUUUUGUAAUUUCUCCGGAGAUUCUCUCUGGUUCCAUCUUAUUGGUGAACAAGCUAGUUUCGUCGAUAGAGUUCCACUUGAACAACACUAUUUUGUAAUGGAGGUGAAAUCGAACCAAGGUGAUGUGAUUGAGAAAAUUUCAAAUAACUAGAGUACCUUUCGGUUUACGCCAUCAUCAUAAUGUUUAUGUUUCAAAUUUUAUCGAACCUCUGAUGAUGAAGUAAGUCGAAAGGUACUUUAGAUAUUGAAACAUGUUUUAACCACAAGACCUUCGCUCGUUAUUUUCAACCUCCAUAACCUAGGUUUGGUCAAAUUUAUGAAAUUUGAUAUAGUCAUUGGUGACGUAAAACUCCAAUGGACCCAUCUCGUGAGCCGACAAAGUUGGCCUAGUUAUCAGCGGAUAUGACUGUGGGUCAAUAUAUUUGCCGGGUCUGAAUUUCGGUGGCUGAGGAAGGAGGAAAGUUUGCACUUCUGAACUAAAAAGACUGUAGAUGGACCCGGAUACUUUCUACCUGUUUCUAAACUGUUCACAAUUCUUCGGGGAAGGGCCCGAGUUGUACAAUGCUGCGGUACGCGGCGGCACGACGUACGUGGUAUUUAAAUUAACUCCGAAAUACUUAUUUUGAGUUCUACGUUUUUAGGUGACUUUCAAAAUUUUUUUGACUAAAAUAUUUUGGAAGCAGAUAAAAUGUCUCUACCGCAGAGUAUUUCUGAAACUAAUUCAAAACCACCAAAAAUCAAUAUACGAUGUUGCGGACUUUCAUCGUCGAUAUGCCUAUUGCCUAUACCUUGAUGUCUAGGGGCAACGAAUAGAAACUGAAGUUGACUGUACACCGAUAAAAAUAAUAUGCUGUUUCAGCACCUAGAAUGUUAAAAAUGUGUCUGGUGAUCUCAAGAUGCUGCCUUAACUGCCUACAGAAUUAAAUUUGCAUUCACAGGAUGUAAAGUUAACUGCGAGGGCAGUAAGGACAACAACUCCGGAUCACCAGACACAAUUUUAACAUCCUAGGUGCUAAAACAGCAUAUUAUUUUUUUCAGUGUAGGUUCCUCAUGAAAAAGCCAUUAAAACCGCAGAAGAAAAUACUUCGUGUUACGGAUUAAAAAUAAUUCAUAAGAAACUUGGAAAGUUGUGAUUUAAAGUUAUCAACGAGGUUUGAAAGUUAUACGAAUUACGCAAAUAAGAGGUUAGGAUGUAAAAGAUAGUCAAAACCUCGAAAUCAAAUUCGCUCUUUUGCAACUCGUAGUAAAGAAGGAAAGACAUCCUAAUAAAAAGGACGUACUCUUGCAGUAUUUUAAGUCUUUUUUACGUUUUUAAUUAUAAAUGUGGUUUUCAGUAUUUGACUCAUAAAUACAAUUUUACGAAGUUCAAUUAAAAGCUUCCACCCAAGGAUUUAACCCUGGUUAUUUUUACUCAUAUCGAGCUAAGAAACUUGGCACAUUAGUCCACAAGCCUUAAAAAUAUGUUUGUAAAUGUGUAUGUAAAUGCGUGUAUAUAUUUUGUUCCUAUGUGUAAAAAAUACAUUUCAAUUCCUUAAAACUA
This is a messenger RNA of Bemisia tabaci, 3927 nucleotides long. Its product is annotated as facilitated trehalose transporter Tret1. Gene Ontology annotation, cellular component: membrane. The record is from RefSeq and is a predicted model, not a curated record. Gene Ontology annotation, molecular function: transmembrane transporter activity. NCBI's taxonomy places the organism in Eukaryota, Metazoa, Arthropoda, Insecta, Hemiptera, Aleyrodidae. Gene Ontology annotation, biological process: transmembrane transport.